Molecule: messenger RNA, 2986 nt
Organism: Oryzias melastigma (Indian medaka)
Lineage: Eukaryota; Metazoa; Chordata; Actinopteri; Beloniformes; Adrianichthyidae
Product: prostaglandin E2 receptor EP4 subtype
Exons: 2
Coding region: 353-1507 (384 amino acids)
Biological process (GO): adenylate cyclase-activating G protein-coupled receptor signaling pathway; cellular response to prostaglandin E stimulus; inflammatory response
Cellular component (GO): plasma membrane
Molecular function (GO): prostaglandin E receptor activity
Source: RefSeq, a predicted model, not a curated record
AUGGUUCAGAGGGUAGUUUGGGGUCUCCUCCGUCUGACUCAUUCAUCCUUCUGUUGACCUCGUGGACUGAAAUAUGAAAUCUCUCUUGGAACGGUCCACUGCAUCCGUCAGACGUGUCAGGGUGGUGCGUUAUUCCAGCCCACCCACCUCUUGGGUCACAGCUGCGUCCAUCGGCGUCAGUGGCCAAACUCUGGAUUACUGGAACGCAGAGGGGACGAGACUACAAGAGGGAAUUCUCCCGUUGGCUCGUCGUCUUCUGUGCUGAGGGGUUGAGAAGGAAAUGCGCUCACGCUUACGCAACAGACCUGGGAAACACAUCUGACUCAGACGCGCAGCCUCUGCGCGCUUCGCCAUGGAAAACCUGAACUUUACGCACGGAUCUGCUCCCGGUAAUUCCACCUCUGCCCGGACAAACAUUGCUUCGCCGGUUCUUAUGUUCGCUGGUGGCGCAGUGGGCAACUUGACUGCCAUCGUGGUCCUCUCGGUGUCGCGACAGGAGAAGAAAUCCUCGGCUUUCUACACGCUGGUGUGCGGGUUGGCGGUGACGGACCUGCUGGGCACCUGCUUGGCGAGCCCACUGACGAUAGCCAACUACCUGGACCGGCACGUGCUGAAGGACAAGCGCGUCUGCGACUUUCAAUCGUUCUUGUUGCUGUUUUUUGGUCUGACCGGACUGAGCAUCAUCUGCACGAUGGCAGCGGAGCGCUACGUGGCCAUCUGCUGCCCGUACACCUACCAGCGCUGGGGGGUGAACCGCUGCUUUGCGCAGAAGUUCCUCUUCCUGAUCUACAUCUCUCACAUCUUCUUCUGCUGCCUCCCGAUGAUGGGCAUGGCGAAGAGCGCGCUGCAGCUGUCGGGGACCUGGUGCUUCAUCGACUGGAGGGCGCAGGAGCGCGUGGCGGUCGCCUACUCCGCGCUGUACGGGGUGGUGAGCCUGCUGCUCAUCCUGGGCACCAUCGCGCUGAACCUGGCGGUGUGCGGGACGCUGCUGCUCAUGCGCAGGAGGACGGCGCACAGGCCGGUCACCAGAGCCAGCGCCCGGCAGAGGUGGAAGGCGCUGUCGUCGGCCGCGGAGACGCAGAUGAUCGCGGUGCUGGUCAUGACCUCCGUGGUGGUUCUGACCUGCUCAGCCCCGCUGGUGGUGCGAGUUUUCGUGAACCGCUUCAAAAUCGACCACAGAGCGGAUCUGGCUGCCAUCAGAGCCGCCUCCGUCAACGCCAUCCUGGACCCCUGGAUCUACAUCCUCCUCAGGAGGUCCCUGCUGCGACGCCUACUCAGUCUAAGCAGGAGACGCAGCGCGGCUCGAAGCAUUUCCCCCCCUUCACCACAGAGGAAACUGUUGUGUCCUGAUAUGGGGGCCGAUGGCCACGUGUUCACCCAGUUAAUGUGCAAUGCAAACAUCAUCACUCAGCUGCCUGCUACUGUCAAAUUCAACCCCUGUAACUCAGAGAGUCUCCACCAGACUUUAAGCUCCACAGACUUGGCACAGCAUCCGUACGGUACAUGAACUUUUGCUGCAAACAUUGGAGCUCUAAAAGUCUGACGGACAGACGGAGACGUUUGCUUGGGUGGAUUUGCAAGAGACCCUCAGAGCAACUGAGUAAAAGGAAAUAUUUAUUGAAAUCAAGAGUGUUGACAUUACCGAGUUCAAAAACGGACACAGUCAAGGUCUCUGAAGUGCAAUAAGAAAUUACGAAACCUUUUCUUUGCAAAUGAACCUGCUUUUUUUUUUAAACAGGCCUCUCUUGGUUUCCUUUGAUGGAACCUACAAGUAUUUUCCAACUUGUUCCCACAUUUGUCCAGAGGGAUAUAAAAAGUUUAAAAAGUCCACUUAGAAUGGAGGCUUAAGAUUCAGUAAAACAUGUUAUGUUUUGAAAAAGAUGAGGGAUUUAUCGUGUUGCACAAGACUGAGAUGGAAAAGGAAACCACUGAAUAUGCUAAUUUUGUACUAAAAUAUGUGUUCUGUUGAUUUUCAGUGUUUUGCAUUUGUGAAACCACUUUGUGGAAGCUCUUAAAAAUUGUUUUGACCACUAAACAGCCUUCUUUGACUGACUCUUAAAUGCUUGUUAAAGCUAACACCACAUUUGCAUGGCAGCUACAAAUAAAACAUUUGAUUCUUUUCUCACCCGGACAUAAAAAUAUAUAUGCGCUUCAGUCUGUGACCACUAGAGGGCAGCAUUACAAGAAACUGCGCACAAAAUAAGCUUGUUUUUAGUGUCUAUCCUUUAGGCUCACAUGAAUUAAGACAGAAACUAUAAGCAUAAAACCACAAUAUCAAAGUAUUAUUCAGAAAAACAACAGAUAAUCGAUGGAAAAUUGGUUUAUUUUAUGGAUAUUUCAUUAUUUUAUUCCUUUUGAAUUUAUUGUGAAAAUUAACCAACAGAAAAGGGCUCGUAUGUAGAUACGUUUACUGUCGUUUUCAUAAAAAAAGACAUUUCACAAGUUUUGUUUUUCAGAAGACAUUUAUAUCCCCCCUUUCCCCACCCAAACAUUUUUAAAAUAUUUACAAAACUGAAGCGGACACAACUGUGUGCAUCUGCACCUCUGUACAACAUGUUUGUACAAUGACAGCAUAAAUAAAAAUCUAUAAACAUAGUUUAAGUUAAAAACUCUGUUUUAAGAUCCAUUUAUGACGCACAAAAAUAACUGUACACAUUUUACAAGAUUUUCUCCCAUUUUUACACAGUCCAUCAUUUACACCCCGUGUAGAAAAAAAAUGCUCUACUACAAAAAAAAAAAAAAAAAAAAAACAAGAAUCUGCAUUUGCUAUGUAUACACAUGUCCAGUUAUCCUCCCACAGAAAUGAAAACAUUUCCUGAAUCCCAGCUUUAAGUGAAUUAUCCCUCUCCCUCCCCUCAAACAAGGCCUCUGUCCCCUUUGGGCACCAGCAUGAAAAGUAGAACAACUCUCUUGGCAAUAUGAGGAAGGACACAAAGAAAUGGAAGGGCAGCUAAAAAAAAAAAAAAGAAGUACAGAUAAGAUGGAA